AUGGACUCCUCAUCCUCACAGCCCAACACAUCUCGUAAUGCCACAAGUGUUUGUUGCAAGUUCUCUGUAGUGCUUCCAGGCAAAGUUUUCUUGCCUGGGAGCUCCGAAUACGAUUCCAGCGUGGGGUCUUACUUCUUUCGAACCGCAAGGCAGACCCCAGCAUGUAUCCUCGAGCCGAACAGUGCUGAAGAUAUAGAAGCAAUUGUAAACGUUCUCGCGUCAGACACAGGUGUAAAAUUUGCGAUUCGCAGUGGUGGGCAUACACCUAACCCGCAUCAAUCGAACGUCGACGACGGCAUCACAAUCGACCUACGUGGUCUCAACAAAAUUGAGCGAGUAGAGGGUCACAGUAAUAUUUUAGCCGUCGGUACUGGGGCCAAGUGGGGUGACGUUUAUGACUAUUUGGAAAAGACAGGAAGAGCUGCGGUGGGGUCGCGUGAAUCAUCAGUCGGGGUCGGUGGCUUCAUCACCGGUGGUGGUCUAUCCUUUUUCGCUCCUGAGCUGGGCUUCGCAUCCGAAAAUGUCGUGAAUAUGGAGAUCGUCACACCCAGAGGAAUUCUUUGCGCAAACGCAAAUGAAAAUGCGGACUUGUUCCGUGCCGUUCGCGGCGGUCAAGGCAACUUUGGUAUCGUAACGCGCUUUGACAUCAAGACGCAUGAAAGAAGCACUUACUGGGGUGGCGGUAUUCUUUACCCUGAGUCUAGCGAGGAUGCUCAGCUGCAGGCAUGGUCUGAUCUCAAGAACGGCAAAUACGAUCCUCAUGCGGCAAUCGUGCAGAGCUACCUAUUCUUUGGAGCUCAAAAGAGCUUUAUGAUCAGCAAUAACAUGGUGUAUCUACAGGAGGCAGAACAUCCAGUCGGUUUGGCAGGUUUCGAGAAUAUCCAACCACAGGUAGAGGGUACCAACACAAUGAGACUGGACACCACGAAGAACUUUGCUCUCGAGCUGCAAGGCUGGCAACCGCUAGACCAAUACGCCGUCUACGUGACUACCACCAUCAAGUUCUCGCCCUCGGUUGGUAAAAAGAUUAACAGCAUCUGGCGUGAAGCCACGCUCUUGAUCUCUGACUCCCCGAAUGUCACCUCGGUCUUGACGUACCAGCAAUUCCCUCCCCAGAGUAAGGACAAUCCCAACGGCAUGGGACUCCAAGUGGAUGAUGAGCUACACAAAGAUCAUCUCAUUGUCAUUAUCUCUAUCUACUGGCAUGAGACUAACGAUAGUGAGCGGAUCACCAACGUUGCUAAGGAUACUAUGGAUAGGAUGGAAGCUGCGGCCGCUGGAGAAAAUGCACUGCAUACAUUUAAGUACAUCAACUACGCAGCAUACUGGCAGCAGCCUGCGCGGAGCUACGGCGAAGCGGCCAAUGAAGCAGCUAGGGGGGUCUCGGCCAAGUACGAUCCCCAAGGUGUCUUCCGCAAACAAGCUGUUGGCUUCAAGUUUCAGUAG
Molecule: messenger RNA, 1446 nt
Organism: Didymosphaeria variabile
Lineage: Eukaryota; Fungi; Ascomycota; Dothideomycetes; Pleosporales; Didymosphaeriaceae
Exons: 3
Coding region: 1-1446 (481 amino acids)
Molecular function (GO): FAD binding
Source: RefSeq, a predicted model, not a curated record